Messenger RNA from Agelaius phoeniceus (red-winged blackbird), 3183 nucleotides. The record is from RefSeq and is a predicted model, not a curated record. NCBI's taxonomy places the organism in Eukaryota, Metazoa, Chordata, Aves, Passeriformes, Icteridae.
GCGGCUGAUGCAGAGCUUUAAGGAGUCGCACUCGCACGAGUCGCUGCUGAGCCCCUCGAGCGCGGCCGAGGCGCUGGAGCUGAACCUGGACGAGGAUUCCAUCAUCAAGGCCGUGCACAGCAGCAUCCUGGGCCAGGAGUUCUGCUUCGAGGUGACGACGGCGUCGGGCACCAAAUGUUUCGCCUGCCGGUCGGCGGCCGAGAGGGACAAAUGGAUCGAGAACCUGCAGCGCGCCGUGAAGCCCAACAAGGACAACAGCCGCCGCGUGGACAACGUGCUGAAGCUGUGGGUGAUCGAGGCGCGCGACCUGCCGCCCAAGAAGCGCUACUACUGCGAGCUGUGCCUGGACGACAUGCUGUACGCGCGCACCACCAGCAAGGCCCGCACCGACAACGUCUUCUGGGGCGAGCACUUCGAGUUCAACAACCUGCCCGCCGUGCGCACCAUCCGCCUGCACCUCUACAAGGACACCGACAAGAAGAGGAAGAAGGACAAGAGCAACUACGUGGGCAUGGUGAGCAUCCCCAUCGCCAGCGUCACCGGGCGGCACUUCGCCGAGCAGUGGUACCCCCUGAGCCAGCCCAGCGGCAGCAAGAGCAAGGCCGGGUGCCCAGCGCUGCGCGUCAAGAGCCGCUUCCAGACCAUGAGCAUCCUGCCCAUGGAGCUCUACAAGGAGUUCGCCGAGUACGUCACCAACAACUACCGCAUGCUCUGCGCCGUGCUGGAGCCCGUGCUCAGCGUCAAGAGCAAGGAGGAGGUGGCCUGCGCGCUGGUGCACAUCCUGCAGAGCACCGGCAAGGCCAAGGACUUCCUGUCGGACAUGGCCAUGACGGAGGUGGAUCGCUUCAUGGACCGGGAGCACCUGAUCUUCCGGGAGAACACCUUGGCCACCAAAGCCAUCGAGGAGUACCUGAAGCUCAUCGGCCAGAAAUACCUCAAGGACGCCAUUGGCGAGUUCAUCCGCGCGCUCUACGAGUCGGAGGAGAACUGCGAGGUGGACCCCAUGAAGUGCUCGGCCUCCACGCUGGCCGACCACCAGGCCAACCUGCGCAUGUGCUGCGAGCUGGCGCUCUGCAAGGUGGUCAACUCCCACUGCGUGUUCCCGCGGGAGCUGAAGGAGGUGUUCGCCUCGUGGCGGCUGCGCUGCGCCGAGCGCGGGCGCGAGGACAUCGCCGACCGCCUGAUCAGCGCCUCGCUCUUCCUGCGCUUCCUGUGCCCCGCCGUCAUGUCCCCCAGCCUCUUCGGCCUCAUGCAGGAGUACCCCGACGAGCAGACGGCGCGGACGCUGACCCUCAUCGCCAAGGUCAUCCAGAACUUGGCCAACUUCACCAAGUUCGGGAGCAAGGAGGAGUACAUGGCAUUCAUGAACGAGUUCCUGGAGCUGGAGUGGGCCAGCAUGCAGCAGUUCCUGUACGAGAUCUCCAACCUGGACACGCUCACCAACAGCACCAGCUUCGAGGGCUACAUCGACCUGGGCCGCGAGCUGUCCACGCUGCACGCGCUGCUCUGGGAGGUCAUGAGCCAGCUCAGCAAGGAGGCGUUGCUGAAGCUGGGUCCCCUGCCCCGCUUGCUGACCGACAUCAGCGUGGCGCUGCGGAACCCUCACCUGCAGCGCCAGCCCAGCCAGGGCGAGCGGCUGCCGCCCAAGGGGCUGGUGCUGCGCGGGCCCUCGGCCGACCUGCAGCCCUACCUGGUGCGCGACCUCAACAGCUCCGUGGAUCUCCAGUCCUACAUGGUCCGGGGGCUCAACAGCUCCAUGGACGUGCCGCGCCUGCCGUCGCCGCCGCAGGAGAAGGGUCCUCCGGAGGUGCUGGUGCUGAGCCGCCCGCCGCUCGCCCGCUCCUCGCCCGCCUACUGCACCAGCAGCUCGGACCUCACCGAGCCCGAGGGCGGCCGCGGCGGCGCGCUGGGCGUGGGCAAGAGCGUCUCCAUGCUGGACCUGCAGGACGGACGCGUGGACAGCAUCCCCAGCCUGCCGGCCGAGCUGCUGGCCGGGGGCGCGGCGCCGGGGGGCGCGGGCCAAGGGGGGCUGCGGCCCGGGCGGCUCUCGCAGGGCAGCGCCUCCAGCCUGGCCCCGCCGCGCCUGGGCGUGCCCGAGCCCGGCGGGCCGCAGCUGCGGGUGCCGCUCUCCUUCCAGAACCCGCUCUUCCACCUGGCCGCCGACGGGCCCCUGCGCGGCCCCGACGGGCCCGGAGGAGGAGGAGGAGGAGGAGGGGGCGGCGGCGGGAGGGGCGAGGGGGGCGGCCCACCGGACGGGGGACACUACGUGGGGGGAGUCGCCCCGCCGCCGCUGCACGGCUACAGCAAGAGCGAGGAGCUGGCGACCCCUCCCCAAAAACACAUCACGCACAGCCACAGCUACAGCGACGAGUUCGGGCGGCCCGGAGGAGACUUCGGGCGCAGGCAGCUGUCGCUCCAGGACACGCUGGCGCCCCCCCAGAUCACCAUCGGGGCCCCCCCGCCGCCCACCCCGCGGGGGUCGCGGGCGGGAAAAGGGGGCGGGGGCCCGCAGGCGCUGGGGGUGCCCCAAAAGCCGCGCCCGGCCAGCGGGAACCUGCUGGCAUCGCCCGAGCCCGCCUACGGCCCGGCCCGGUCCCGCCAGCCCUCGCUGGCCAAGGAGGCCUCGGUGGCCGGCAUGAAACCGCCCGUCACCAAACAGGCGUCGCAGACGCCGUCCACGCUGAACCCGGUGCUGCCGGCGUCGGAGCGCACGGUGGCCUGGGUGUCCAACAUGCCGCACCUGUCGGCCGACAUCGAGAGCGCGCACAUCGAGCGCGAGGAGUACAAGCUCAAGGAGUACUCCAAGUCCAUGGACGAGAGCCGGCUGGACCGGGUGAAGGAGUACGAGGAGGAGAUCCACUCGCUGAAGGAGCGGCUGCACAUGUCCAACCGCAAGCUGGAGGAGUACGAGCGGCGCCUGGUGACGCAGGAGGAGCAGACGAGCCGCAUCCUCCUGCAGUACCAGCAGCGCCUGGAGCUCAGCGAGAAACGGCUCCGGCAGCAGCAGCAGGAGAAGGACUCGCAGAUCAAGAGCAUCAUCGGCAGGCUGAUGCUGGUGGAGCAGGAGCUGCGCAGGGAUCACUUGGGCGCCCACGACCCAUCCGAGGGCCGGCGGCGGCUGCUCGACGCUCAGCUGUCCGUCAGGUAGCGCGGCCCGGCCCCGCCAGUGGCACCGGACCCUCG